GUUAGUACCGCUGGUCUGACGGGUGUAGUAUCUCCAGCUGGAGAGAGCAUCCCGUUCUGGAGCGUCUCGUUUGGACUCAGGAGCAGGAAGCAUGUCCUGGCUCUACCUCCGAGGGAUUGUUCUCACCCUGUGUUUGGCUCGAACUGCUUCAUCCCGUCUGCAUCCUGAGUGUGAAUACAUAUUUCAGCUGGAGAGAGAGGAGCGCUACUGCCUUCAGUACAUCACUGAGCAGGGAAACAGAAGCUCAGAAGGUUGUCAGCCGUUCUGGGAUGCUGUCGCCUGCUGGCCUCAGGCAGUCACCGGGGAAACUGUCCAGAGAGGCUGUCCUGCAGUUUUCUCCCUUUUCAGGAACAACACUGGAUCAGUGAGCCGAAACUGCACAAGCCGAGGCUGGUCAAAGCCUUUCCCACCAUAUCAUGUUGCUUGCAGUGUGGAAGAUGACAUUCCUGAGACCGAAGAGUCUUACUUCGCCACUGUAAAGCUGAUUUACACCAUCGGGUACAGCAUCUCUCUGGGCGUGCUGGCUGUCGCCGUGCUCAUCCUGUUGUUCUUCAGGAGGCUGCGAUGUGCCAGAAACUUCAUCCACAUACAACUCUUUCUGACUUUCAUCUUAAAAUCUGUGGCAGUGUUCAUAAAGGAUGCUACUCUGUUCUCGAGUGAUGACACCAACCACUGCACCCUCUCCACAUUUGCCUGUAAGGCUUCUGUGGUCUUCUGUCACUACUGUGUGAUGGCUAAUUUCUUCUGGCUCCUGGUGGAGGCGCUAUACCUCAACUCCCUUCUGCUCUCCUCCUUCUAUAGCCGUCGAUUUCUCUGGGGCUUCAGCUUACUGGGAUGGGGUGUGCCUGUUUUCUUUAUAGUUCUGUGGAUUGGAUCCAGGGUGUACUUCGAGGACACAGAAUGUUGGGACAUUAAUGAGGACUCACCCUAUUGGUGGAUCAUCAAGGGACCGAUCGUUGUCUCUAUAGCGGUUAAUUUUAUGCUCUUUGUGAACAUCAUCCGAAUCCUGAUGCAGAAGCUCAAUCCUCGUUUGAUCCAGUUCAAUAACUCCUCUCAGUACAGACGCCUGGCCAAGUCCACCCUUCUCCUAAUUCCUUUGUUUGGAACCCACUACAUGUUCUUCAAUUUUCUGCCUGACUACUUCAACAUAAGCCUGCGCCUCUGCAUUGAGCUCUGCAUGGGAUCCUUUCAGGGUCUUGUUGUUGCAGUCCUCUACUGCUUUCUCAAUCAAGAGGUGCAGAAGGAGGUCCACAUGCAGUGGUUAAGGUGGCAGGAGAGGAGCUAUGGGGUGGUUUCCCCUGCUGCAAAGGGCAGCCAGAUGGACACACCUUUCUGACGUCUCCUUGUAGGACCGUCUUUUACCUGUCAGGAUUUCUUCCUGCUCAUGUUGUGUCUAUCUAAUGAGUUGUGGGGCACACGGUGUUAUCGUUGGUGUUGUCGUUCAUGCAUCAUUGAAGCCUGGGAGUGCAUAACUUGUGUGGCAGACUUCUUCAUUGAUUACACUCCCUCUGCAGCCAGACAGGAAGAAGGGAGGUGAACUUUCCACAGGAGAGCGAUUGUGAAAUCCUUUGACAUUUUGCACACAUUCACAACCUACCUUGACAACUCCUGCCAGUUCUCAUGAGCAUCUUCCGAACUGCACAGUGACCACCACAAAAAUAAAUAAAUGAAUGGAGUUAUUUUUCUCUCUCUCAGAGGAAUCACCUGUUAAAUUAUUAUCAUUUAAAUUCUGCUGAGCCAGAACCAUAGCUGGAUAAUUAUAGAGCUGUCAUUAAAAGAGGAAAAUGUUAAUUGUGUAUUUAUUUUAAUCAAGAAAAACAACCAGGAACACAUUUGCAUUUUAAUGUACUCGUGUUCAGCAUUUUUAAGGGUUGUUUGCAUUCUCCAGCAAUGCCUAGCUUGUUGACAUGUUAUAUUCUAGAUUUAGCUUUUGUCAAGUGACGCACAAGGACAAAUGAUCGUGAUGAAUUUUGUGCUGUUUAUUGGUUUUGUUUCCUGGGUCGCAUCUCUGCUUUACAUGUUCAACACGUAUGCACACGUUUGUGCUUUCUGUGGUCUUUUUCACUGAUUUAUCCGAUAAUUUAUUCGGCUUCUCUUAAUGAAAACUUGCUAAAUCUUGAGGCCAGAUUCAUUGCAGGGUUCUAGUAUUUCUAGUUAUCUGCUGCCAAAUGCUUUUUCUGUCUUGCGCUAAUAAAUCUUUAUCAGUAUUCACUGUACUGAGUUGGCUUUUUGAAUGCAUGGUGACAUUUGUUUAUUUGUGCAGUUCAACCCUGCAGCAUUUACGCUUUUUAGUUAGUCAAUAUACUCAUUUAUAACCUUAGACUGAGUGUAGGCGCUAUAACAGACACAUGUUUUGUACUUCCUCUACUUGAUUACCCUUUCUGUUUAUCUGAACAUAUUGACUCGGUGAGAUAAAGAGGUUCCGUAGCUCCAGGCAGAAACAUUUGUUCAUGAGGCAGCUAAUGAUGUGAGAAUACCCUAAAACAUAUUUGAAAAAUACCGGUAAAAGCUAAUGUUGUGACGUCAUUCAGCUACAAGUAGUUUAUGUCAUUCUCAGUCAAUGAAAAGAUUGAAACAGUCAUUUGAAAUGUAUUGUUUGCUUCACUGGAUGAGCUUAAUAAACGUUCUUUUUUUAAAGCAGUGGACUAAAGUUGGUCAGUUUGUGU
Molecule: messenger RNA, 2666 nt
Organism: Nothobranchius furzeri (turquoise killifish)
Lineage: Eukaryota; Metazoa; Chordata; Actinopteri; Cyprinodontiformes; Nothobranchiidae
Gene: ghrhrl
Product: growth hormone releasing hormone receptor, like
Biological process (GO): cell surface receptor signaling pathway; positive regulation of cell population proliferation; adenylate cyclase-activating G protein-coupled receptor signaling pathway
Cellular component (GO): plasma membrane
Molecular function (GO): peptide hormone binding; G protein-coupled peptide receptor activity; growth hormone-releasing hormone receptor activity
Source: RefSeq, a predicted model, not a curated record